AGAGAGAGAGAGAGAGAGAGAGAGAGCCGGGUACAGAGCCGGGUACAGAGCAGGGGUUAUCACAGGACAUCGCUGCUGGACCUCAAACAACUAGCAACAGGAGGCGCACAAACCCAAAACCGCCUCGGAUAUCUUGACCUACCUCACCGCCGCCUUUACCUUCGGAUAUACCGCUACUUGGACAUACGGCGGCAACUUCAAAGACAUAUAUGACAGCGCGUGUCGGAGCGUUAAUGUGUCACGGGUGUUUUUUUUCUGACGUUUGGACCGGAGCAGCUCGUCGUUACACCGACUGGACCUUUUUUUUUUUUUUACUUUUCGGUGACGGCUUCAUUUACCGCAUACACGGAUUUAAGGGCAAGCUGUAACCGUCUUGUCAUCGAAACAGGCUGUUCCGCUGCUCGCUACAAGGGUUAGCAAGCGAUAUGACAAUUACAUAAGCUCGUUUCAGACGCUAGAAAACAUACAGCGAAACGACAGCGACGUUUGGAAAACCCGUACAGACCCCGGCAGGAGACGUCGAGGUCAUAAACUCUCCUAACCGCAUGUGUGUUGCUGUUGUCGGCACAGUAAUGUUACAGCGUUUCUUUGCCGCGGCUGCCCUCUUUUUAAUCCCGGGUGCUUCGAAGUAACGAGGGGCUGCAACUCCACCAGCACGGCGGGGAAGUCGGUGGCACUUGUAGCAUUUGUCUGCGUUUCAUUCGUCGUCUGAACUGAGGACGACACAGCGGACACCAAAAGACAGUGAACUGCCUGUGCUCCUCCAAGGGCUGAAAGGUCACCGGGACCGGUCAUCUCCUUUCCCUCCUCCCCCUUCUCCUCCUCCCAUCAGUCUGUUAUGAAGAUGUGAACUCUUCCCUCCCUUCCCCUCUCUCUCUCUCUCUCUCUCUCUCUCUCUCUCUCUCUCUCUCUUUCUCUCUCUCUCUCCUCGUCUAGGACGCUGUGAUCUGUAUUUUCUCUGUUUGCUACAAAGAGAUCAAACGCGAAGCUCCUCGCCUCUCGGGGGAUGUACGAAAGCGUGGAUGUUGUGGGUCUCAGCCCCAGCCCAAGCAGCCCAAGUCCCGGCUCUUUUCUCAGCAUGGACUACUACCACAGACCUCCGGGGCUCGGGCCGGAGAAGGGACUUCUGUCCGGUGUAGGAGGACUCCAGCGUCCGUUCGGAGGGUCCCUGGUGAGCGGCAGACACUGGAGCGGAUCCAGCCACUCUAUAGAGACGGAAAGCACGAGCUCAGGAGAGGACCUGCUCGUCCCCAGUCCCCCCUCACCUCCACCUCCGCCGCGCAUCUACAAGCCCUGCUUCGUAUGUCAGGAUAAAUCUUCAGGAUACCACUACGGAGUCAGUGCCUGUGAGGGCUGCAAGGGUUUCUUCCGGAGGAGCAUCCAGAAGAACAUGGCGUACACGUGUCACAGAGACAAAGUCUGCGUCAUAAACAAGGUGACGAGGAACCGGUGUCAGUCCUGCCGACUGCAGAAAUGCCUCGACGUUGGCAUGUCCAAAGAGCUGGUGCGAAAUGACAGAAUGAAGAAAAAGAAGGAAGAGAAGAGGCAAGGCGAAACGGAGAUCUACGUUCUGUCCGCAGACACGGAGCAGAUGAUUGAGCGAAUUCGCCGAGCCCAUCAGGACACAUUUCCCUCCCUGUGUCAGCUGGGAAAAUACACCACGAACAACAGCUCCGAGCACCGCGUCUCUCUGGACGUCAGUCUUUGGGACAAGUUCAGCGAGCUGUCCACUAAAUGCAUCAUUAAGACGGUGGAGUUCGCCAAGCAGCUGCCGGGCUUCACGACGUUAACCAUCGCUGAUCAGAUCACCCUGCUCAAAGCCGCCUGCCUCGACAUACUGAUUCUAAGGAUCUGCACCCGCUAUACCCCAGACCAGGACACUAUGACCUUCUCCGACGGGUUGACUCUGAACCGCACCCAGAUGCACAACGCUGGCUUUGGACCGCUCACCGACCUGGUGUUCUCCUUCGCCAACCAGCUGCUCCCACUACAGAUGGACGACGCGGAGACGGGAUUGCUCAGCGCCAUCUGCCUGCUCUGUGGAGACCGUCAAGAUCUGGAAGAGUCAGACAAGGUGGAUGUUCUUCAGGAGCCAAUUGUUGAAGCCUUGAAGAUCUAUGUGAGGAGGAGGCGACCUGAUAAACCCUGUAUGUUUCCCAAGAUACUGAUGAAGAUUACCGACCUCAGGAGCAUCAGUGUAAAGGGAGCAGAGCGAGUGAUCACACUGAAGAUGGAGAUCCCCGGCUCCAUGCCUCCUCUCAUUCAGGAGAUGCUAGAGAACUCUGAGGGACUGGAGGGGCAUGGAGCUGGGGGAGGAAAGGGAGGAGGCGGAGGAGGAAAAGGUAGAGGAGGAGGAGGAAGCAGAGAAGAGGAAGAAACAGAGCUCGGAAGCUGUCAUCCAAGUCCAUCACCUAAAUCAGUUCCCUCCUCAAGCCCAAGCCCGGCGCCCUGCUCGCCAUCUUCUCCCUCCCUCUCCACCUGAAGAUCUGCACUGAGCAAAGCAGAAAAACUUUAUUCUAGCCAGGAGGGAGGCUAAAUAUCUUUAUAGAGGUGCUCAAUGAAAGCAGGUAAACGAUGCUGUGUGGACUGUUUGUGCUCAGACGUCAUGGUUUUAUAUCUUAUCUUUUUAAAACACCUCAAAGGUUGAUUAUAUGCACACGUGAACUUAAAUGAAGGAUUAUCAAGAUGCCAGAAUGUGGACACAGUGAUGAAGAGGACUGCCUCUACAUCACACAUUUCCUCCCUCGUGAAAAAGUCCUGUAUAGUAUGCAAAGUCAUGUGUAACAUAAUGUACAUAACGAAAAAAAGGCUGUGAAAGAAGACAGAGACGGACUGAUACAAGAAGUUAUUUUCCUAAAUGUACAUGUGUAUAUACUGCAUUUCCACAAUACAGCUGUAAAGAGUUCUUCAUCACCAACACUCACACGAACCCACAGACUUCUGCUUUCCAUCCCCUCACAGACACAUCAGGGAAAAAUUAAGGUCCUUGACUCAGUUUUCCUUCACGAACAUGAGAUUUUCUAUGUCCUCUAUAAGAGAAUAUGAAUUUGUUUUCAGAUGCAGCUUCAGCAACUCAAGUGACUUAAUUUCAACAAACUGUGAAACAUAGGAAACUCUCAUUUUGAGGUGAUACAACGUAUCAUCAUUGAACCAAAGCUACCAGGAGUACAACCCCCACCAAUGUAGCAGAUUUAUAGUUUAAUGAAGGUAAUAUGGAAAUCUCAUCAUCAGUGAUGACAGGUGACUGCCAAAACAUGUCUUAAAAUGUACGAGCCGUCUUUAGUUUUUAAUAUUUCGCACCACUAACUGUCCUAGUCCGUUUUACACAAUGCCACUGCCUCACUACAACAUACUCUGUCAGGUACAAAUCAAUUUCUGUGUUCUCCUUUUUAAUGUACGAUGAGGCAGCUCUCAUCGGAAAGUAUAAAAAUACAGGGAGUUUAAUAAAGACGUGUCGUUUUCUUCUAUCCUGA
Molecule: messenger RNA, 3473 nt
Organism: Larimichthys crocea (large yellow croaker)
Lineage: Eukaryota; Metazoa; Chordata; Actinopteri; Sciaenidae
Product: retinoic acid receptor alpha-B
Exons: 9
Coding region: 1007-2482 (491 amino acids)
Biological process (GO): retinoic acid receptor signaling pathway; cellular response to corticotropin-releasing hormone stimulus; regulation of transcription by RNA polymerase II
Cellular component (GO): transcription regulator complex; nucleus
Molecular function (GO): nuclear receptor activity; nuclear glucocorticoid receptor binding; zinc ion binding
Source: RefSeq, a predicted model, not a curated record